AUGUGUGCGACUUUUCCAUUUAUUUUCGAUUGCGGAGGACGACAGCACCAAAAAAAAAAAAAAAAAAAAGCAAAAGGGGGAAUGACAAUACAAAGGGAUGCGGCGGAUGAAGGCUGCGGUGAUCUUUUGCGGGCGGUGGAGGAGCGUAUUCCAUGUGAGAUUCGGUGCCAUUUCACCGGCAUGGCAAGUUACCGUCAGCUUAGGGAUGGCAACGAGGGGGAAUCGACGUUUGUUUCGCAUCCAAUGAAACGGUUUAGAGAAUUCACGUGUGAAAAGGAAGUCUGCGUGGAGAGCUGCAUAAGCCAUGUGCUCUCGUGUACGGCGUGUCAGAUACUAAAAGGGUAUUGUGUGCUCUGGGCCGAGUCUUUGGUGAACGUUGUAAUGUACGAACCAUUUGUGUCACGCACGGAGAGACGAAGAAGGGGAGAUGCAAAGACCCAGACAACAACGACGAAUAAAGAAAUACGCGGGCGUCACCAGCUGAUUUUUCACACCCUUCACAUUGUUGACAAGGCGGCAUACAAGCACCCAUUGCAGCAUUCCUUUGCCUUGCAGUCAGUCUGCCAGCCGGGAAGGGUCCUGCAGCUGGAAUGUUAUCCCUACCACAUGAUCCACUUUGGAUUGCUGAUUUAUGCUCUCUGGCGAAGCCCGGAUGAGGUUUUCAGUGCCAUACGAAAUAUGCCACGUCAAAAAAAGGUGAAUACGCCCCUUGAAAAAGGGGCUUGCAUGACGGAGACCGCAACUAUGUCUUUGACACCAUUGCAUUUCCCACUUUUGGCGACAACCGAGGAUGCGUCGGUGCUUAUCCUUGGUCUCGGCGGGAAUGUGAUUGGGAAUUGUUUGGAUUCCGCCCUUCCAGUUGAUGUGUCCAUCGACGUUGUGGAAGUGGAGCCGGCUGUGUUUGAAACUUGCCAAAAGCACGGCCAGGUUCCACCAUGUUCCGAGGUUCGGACCAAGAAGGAAAAUGGGACAACACGUGUGUGGGUUGUUCGAAAAGGGAGGCAGCGGCAUCCAAAUUACCGCUUUAUCAUUGGGGAUGCCCGUGUGGUGCUGCAGGAGGACAAAACACACCAAAAGGCUGACAGUGAGGGGCCGCUCCAUGGUCGUUGCUAUAGUCUUGUGUUUCUAGAUUGCUACGACCCCGAGAAGGAGCGCAUGAUGCAUGAUGGCAGUCUCAUUGAUGUGUGCCAGUCUCGUCUUUGUCCAGGUGGUGCGCUGAUUGUAAAUGCGCAUAUUUUGCCAACGAGAGAGGCGCUGGAGGAGCAGUUUCUCUCGCGUGGCUUUGCCUCCGUGCAGGUGUUGCGUGUGGCGGGGUGUGUUCAGAGCAUUGUGGUUUGUUUGGCGAGGGACAAGGCAUCGGCGAAAAGUCCCAACGAAGAGAAGAGUAACAAAAGGGAAGGGGGCCAGCAACAAAUAGGAAGACUGGAUCGAUUUUGUGUAAGACACGCCCGUCAUUUGGCGUCUUAUAUUCAAUGUGCCUCGAGAGCGGACCCCGGUAUGUGCCGUUUAUUCCGCAGUGGUUUUUCUUUGGAUGCAAACUGGUUGAGGUCCUCACGGUCAGUGGAAGGAGCCUCUUGCAACACCCGUGUGUGGGAACACUACGAUUAG
This is a messenger RNA of Trypanosoma cruzi, 1608 nucleotides long. RefSeq lists its product as uncharacterized. Bases 1 to 1608 code for a protein of 535 amino acids. The record is from RefSeq and is a predicted model, not a curated record. The transcript has a single exon. NCBI's taxonomy places the organism in Eukaryota, Euglenozoa, Kinetoplastea, Trypanosomatida, Trypanosomatidae.